AUGGUUGAGGCUUCUGAUACACCACUUCAAAAACUUUCUCUUACUCACCUUCGUGAGAGAGCAAUAUUAUAUUUUAUCAUAAGAAUAAAGUUUUUUAAUAUAAAUUUUAUAAGAACAUUUUUCUCUGAAAAUUACACAUAUAAAUUUUUUUUUUCAAAUUUACAAAAAUUUGAAAGGGAAAUACUAAUUUAAUUUAGAAAUUUAUUUUUUAUUUUUAUUAUAAUUGAACAGAACUGGCUAGAGAUUUCAUUAUAAUAAUUAUUAAAGUAAAUUUGGCAAAAGAAUUUUCAUUCUCAAGAAGAGCUUUUCUAAUGGCUUUGCUUGCUUAUUAAAGAGGCGAAGUCAGCAUAAAAGCGAGAGAUUUAAAGCGAAUUGACACUCUCUCACAAACAAGUGCUCUUUGCAAAGUAUAUUUAAUAGGCCCUUCAGGCGAUUCUAUAAUUGAGCAAGGCUCUACAGAAAUCUGCCCAGACAGCCAAAACCCUGAUUGGACUCAAUUUAUCGAAGUUCCCUUUAUUUUUGAGAGUCCUCAGCAACUAAAGUUUACAAUUUAUAACAAAAGCGACGAUAAUCUGCAUGAAGUUGGAUCAGCCACUGUCCCUAUAUCAUGCUUACCCUCAAUAUACAACUUUUGUUCGCUCAUGGAAAAUGGUUAAUUUGCUUUUAUUAAAAGAUUUAUACAUAAUUUUUAAAGUAAAAAAUUUUUCUCAAAAAAAUCCCAAUUCAAAAUAAUUUUAAAGCAAAUAUUUAUUUGUAAAAUUUAUUUUUUAAAAGCAAGCUGUUAGUAAAUUAAACUAGAGAUUUCAUUAUAAUAAUUAUCACUUAAAAUAUUUUUCCAAUAACAAUGUUUUGCUCACUCUCAGGGGCUGGGUUUUAUCCAAAAUAGGAAUUUUUCAAAUGGGUUUUGUUCUCUAACUGAGGGGGAAUUAGCAGGUAAUAAAACAAUCAACAUCGACCUUGAGCAAGGGGAUGAGCCAAAAGGACUUUUAAUGGUGAUUAGCGAGGAGGUGAAGAGCACUGGAGAGUAUUACACCCUGCAAUUCGGCUUGCAUGAUUUAGCAGAAAUUAAUACACCCUUUAGAAGUCUUUAUAUCUCAUUAAUGAGACUGAGACCAGGGAAAGAUUACAUAAGAGCAUAUAGAAGUGAGCUUUUAGAAUACAGUGAAAAUAUCGUAUGGAGUCCUUUUACCAUAAGGUCUCAGCAUUUAUGCGGAAAUCAAGAAAGGUCGCCCUUGAAGAUAGAAGUUAUCAAUUAUUCCCCUGACACAAAGAGAAGUCAAAUUAUUGGCUCAGGGUUUACAAAUCUAGUUGAUUUAAGAAGUGGAAAAUCAGUUGUGCUAAAUAAUAACAACGUAAAAGCAGGUGUUGCUGAUAUUGUUGCGUGUCAGUCAUUUGUAAAAAGUGACUCAACAAGCACAUUUUUGGAUUAUUUAAGGGCAGGCACACAAGUAAAUGUUGUAGUGGCUAUUGAUUUCACAGCUUCAAAUGGGAAGGCAACAAAUCCUAGAAGCCUUCAUUAUAUAAACCCAACUAAGCCAAAUGAAUAUGAGCAAGCAAUUCGAUCAGUCUGCUCUAUAUUAGAAAAUUAUGACAGUGACAAAAAUUACCCUGUUUUUGGCUUUGGAGGGAUUUUUGAUGAUUCUGGGGAGCCUAAUCAUUGUUUCCCAUUAAAUAAGCGUCCAGAAAACCCAGAAGUGCAUGGUGUGGAUGGGAUUAUUGAAGUCUACCAAAAUAUAUUGAAAACUUGUUAUCUAAAUGCUCCAACUAACAUGGAGCCAUUAGCAUUAACAUUACUUAGAGUAUUUAACGUGUUUAUCCAACUUCACAGAGUGAUUUAACAAAGCCAUAAGGGCUCACCCCAGUAGACACCAAUUGGUGAUGUCACCUAGUAUUUCAGACGUCACCCUUUUUAUCGGGUCGAGAACAUCCUAAGCAAGUGACAGCCGAUUGGCUGCCAGAUCUCACGCGCUGCGUUUGUCUCACUCAAAACUUGACUCCUGAGCGUUGUGCCGCCUAUGGAUCUCCCUCCUUGGAGUGUCAAGCAGUAAAACCCUGUGCCCACCAAGCACCAGGAUCAGUGCACCCUUCUCUGUUGCUUGCCUGAUGUAGUUGGAUAAGGUAUCACCGGGAAACUGAAGCCUAUAAUAAUAAAAAUUGCUAAUGGAAAGAAAAUUCCGGAGAUGAAUUUCCUUAACUACGUCAUUUUAUUAUUAUUAUUAACAUGGAGCCAGUCAUAAGAAAGGUCAAAGAAAUUGCUGAAAGAAAAUCUCCACUUGAAGCUUACUGAAUUUUAUUAAUUUUGACUGAUGGAGAUAUAUCAGAUUUAGACGAGACCAAAGCAGCAAUAAUUGAUGCCUCAGUUUUGCCUUUAAGCAUUAUUAUUGUAGGGGUCGGAGGAGCAGAAUUUCAAAGUAUGAUUGAGCUUGAUGGAGACCAAAUACCAUUGACGGAUUCUGAAGGGAGGGUAACAAAGCGAGAUAUCGUCCAGUUUUUACCUUUCAGACAAUUCAAAGAUAACCCAGAAGAGCUUGCCAGAGAAGUCUUAUAUGAAGUCCCUGCACAAAUUGAGAGCUUUAUGGAUGAGAAUGGGCUUCUGCCAAAAUCUGAAAGCUAA
Blepharisma stoltei is the source of this 2614-nucleotide messenger RNA. Lineage: Eukaryota; Ciliophora; Heterotrichea; Heterotrichida; Blepharismidae. The record is from the annotation of a GenBank genome assembly.